This is a messenger RNA of Ctenopharyngodon idella (grass carp), 1238 nucleotides long. It is a transcript of the gene tmem182b, whose product is annotated as transmembrane protein 182b. Gene Ontology annotation, cellular component: membrane. The record is from RefSeq and is a predicted model, not a curated record. Lineage: Eukaryota; Metazoa; Chordata; Actinopteri; Cypriniformes; Xenocyprididae. Bases 134 to 892 code for a protein of 252 amino acids. The transcript has 5 exons.
CUUGAAGGACAAGAAAUAAUGUAGACAGAUGAUUAACAAACCAGCUGGACAGUGUUGGUAACACAAACCAACAAGUAACGUGAGCAUUUAAAUUUGAUUGAAAGACUGACAAGAAAAUUAUUUUUCAGCAGCUAUGCGUCUGGCAGUUUUACGGUUCCUGGCUGGAUUUUUUGGAGCUGUAAGCUCAAUGUUCCUCCUGGGAUCUCUUGGGUCCGAUUACUGGCUUUUGGCAUUUGAAUCUUGUGAUCAUGCGGCUUUUUUCAGUAUCUCUCAAACACAGCCAGACAGUAGCAUUCAGGCUGAAAAUCCCCUACUGUUCUACCAUGAGGGCCUCUUCUGGAGAUGUUCUUAUAGCAGUGCAAAUGGAGAGCAGGACAGCAUGUUGGCUUUCUGGAUCACCAAUCAGCCAUCCCAGAAGGUUUGCAUGCCAGCCUACUUGUCUCAUGCUCCCACCUCAGGACUUCUAACCUCCGACUCUGUCACAGUGCAAAGGGCCUUUUGGUGCGUUAUAUUUGUGCUGGGAGUCCUCUCUGUGAUGAUUGGGGGGUUUGUCACAAUCUGUGCAACCCCUGGGACCAGCCAUCGCCUUUAUGAGGCUGGAGGGGCUCUCUUUAUAACCGGGGGUGUCUUAAUCAUGUCUGUAGUGCUGUUGUUUGCUGUGUGGGUGCAGGUCUCGGACUCUUUAGAGCGGUACGGCCUCCAGCGCAGACACUUAGUGUGCCCCCAUCUGCAGCUCAGUGUGCACUAUGGUCCGUCUUUUAUGCUGGCUCCCACUGCUGCCUUCCUCUGCCUGCUCACUGGCCUACUUCUCCUGCUCAUUCCAUCAGUCAGCAGAGCAUUGGCCAGGGACACAGAGAACCAGCCGUUAUCACUGCGGGAAGAAUGUGUGUAGUGUUGUUGUGUAUAUAUGAGAAUGACUCUUUCCCAAUAUACCCAUAAAAAUGAAAAUUCUGUCAUCAUUCACUCUCUCUUAUAUUGUUCUGAAUGUUUAUGGUUGUCUGCCUUAACCUCCUGGGUCCCACUGUCCAGGUACGAGGGCAUAUUUUAGUGAUUUUCUCUGACACCAUACAUGUCACAGUUUUAGCACAUUCAGGGCUUUUCAGAGAUACCAAAUGUUUGGAGGUUUCACCAGGACAACAACUUCUUCUUGGUCUGUAAAAAUGGUCAAAUUUAGCACAAUCAACAUCUCAGGAAAAAUGUUAUGGGGUUUUUAAUAAAAAUAUGACUUUCUGUUACAA